GACAAAGUCGGCGAUGAAAGGGGAGUCAAAUCAAACCAGAAGCUAAUGGAAAAUGGCGGACAUUGAUCACUGGAUAGAAGUUGCCAAACAAUGCAAAUAUUUACCAGAAAACGAUUUAAAAGUUUGUUGAAAAUUAUAAUGCUUUUAUAAUUGUGUGAUUUUUUUUUACCAAUAGCUUAAAUUAAAUCAGAAGUACACUCCUUCUCUAAAUUAGUGAAAUUUAGUCCGGUUGUAGUCGCCAGUCAAUGAGUCAAAUGAAUGAAUGAGUCUCGAGUGACUUGAAUAUGAAUGAUAUGUGAAACUUGAAUGAGUCAAUUCAAUAAGAAGUCAGAAUCAGAGAAUUAUACUUAACAGAAUGCCUUUUUUAAUAAUAAAAUAAACUGACCAUAAACUGGUACUUCCAAUCAUGUAUUUAUUGUGGUUUUUAUUUGUUUAUCGAACUCGGGGGGGGGGGGGGGGGGGGGCGGUGUACCUCUAGCCUAGCAAAACCAUGGUCCGCCAUGGACCUAGGCCUGCAUACACCGUGGCGGUGUACCUAACAAAAUCAUGGGCUUAGAUUAGAUCUCGGUAAACAAUAGACAAUGGAAAAUAGACAAUUGUUCUAUGUAACAUCUAAAUCUAUGUUUUUACUUGGAUUUGUAGCCUGUUAGUUUAGAGUUGAAGCUCUUUUUUGACAUGCGAUGAACUAGGUUUAUACAUUAGGUCCAAUACUCAAAUUAAUCUGUGUUGGGUAAAAUGCUUUAUUUCAGUGUAUAAUUCAUGUUACUAAAGCAAAGGCAAGUUUUGCAUCCUAACUUAUUCUAUGAGCAAAUACUGGUAAAGAAAUCAAUAGAUUUGAGAAUCGGGCAGCUUUUAUUUUUAUUAUUUUAAGCUUUAUUAACAAAAAAUUUUUAAGUGUGCUUUCAAAGCGUUAACGAAAGCCAUCAGGAUAUAAGUUUUUAUCAUUUUGAAUCCAAGAUUUCGAAGAAGGAAAUAAUAAUAAGUAAUGUUAUCCAGCUGAUGGCUAUCAAUAGCAUCAGAUAUGAUACAUUUCAAUUGCUAUAGAGCUACUAUUUUAAUGUAUAGGUUUAUAUUUUUAAUCAUAGUGCUAAGAUCUAAAUGCUUUGUUGCUAUAGAUUUAAAAUGUAACUUUUUUUUCAGAAACUCUGUGACAUGGUAUGUGAGCUGCUCCUGGAAGAGUCCAAUGUUCAACCUGUUCAGACACCGGUCACUGUGUGUGGUGAUAUCCAUGGACAAGUAAGUUUAUUUUUUUUAUAGAAACAUUUUUAUUAAUUUCAUUGCUUAUGUCUAUGUGUUAAUAUUAUAAUUUAUUAAGAGUGGUCAGAGGAUUACUUCUGUUAUCUUAUAAUGGGCUAUUAAGUAGGGGUGUGCCGGAUCCGUUUUUUCCAACCGGAUCCGGAUCCGGAUUUUCUUAUGCGAAAUCCGCCGGAUCCGGAUUCCGGUUUCUCCCGGAUUCCGGAUUUUGGUACUAUUGGUAGAUACUUCGGUAAGUCAAGGUGGACUACUACUUUUUGUGUAUGGGAAUUCGCAAUCGGCGCCAAAAAAUCCGAGUUUUUAAUUUUCCGAUGUGUGUGUCUAUUUAUUAUUAAAUUAGUACUUUCGAUAUAUAUUUGAGUUCCGUUCCAUUUGGAUAAGUGUCUUACGAGAGACGCCAUGUUUCUACGCGUUCGCAGCAGGUUAUGCAGCUCGCUCAACCUAAUUUCGCCAUGGGGUUGGCCACGCCCCCCUUUUUAAUGGCGGAAGUUGACGAUACUUAGGAAAUAUUAAUUUAUUAUCACUAUUUACAUCAAAAUAAUUGAUAACUUGUGUUUCAGAAUGCAUUUAAAGACAUUUAAACUGGAAUGUUUUAAUUUGAGCUUUAACAACCCGGUAGAAUCCAUAUUAUAAAUGAUCAGAAUUUACCGUGUGCAACACGUUGUCAUUGGCAACCAUUCACAGCCACUUGCAUAACUGUAUCGUAGUACUACCUCAGAGUUUCAUUCAUAAGAGUUUGCCGUGUGCAAAAACUAUUAAACCAUUGGUCAGGGAAAGCUUUAAUUAAUUAUUCAUGUGCCAAAGUUGAAAGUUUAAACUAAGUCUAAACAGUAUUUUAGUGAUAAGGCAGGGAAUGCGUUGCCUUAUAUAAACUAUAUAGUCAUUGCGCAUGACGGGAUUGGUGGAAUGAGAUCACAGAAUGUGGAGAUGCAGUCCAUGUUAAAAAAUGACAAACCAAGUCGUACUUUAAAAAUUCAUAACUUUAAAACUACAACAGCUAAAAAUAUGAUUUUGGUGUUAUAAUUCUUUAAAAAAUUACAUCUUUUCAACUAUGCCAUUGGUUUAUUUUUACAAAAAGUUUAAAUUUUCUUAUCAAAGUCCCUACACUAUUGGCCACUAUUAGCGGUGCUGACUCUAGCCUCUGGUAUGUACGGAAUAUUAAACAUUAAACAAGCUCAACGCUCGAAACAAUCGAUUAAUGUAUCGUGAUCGUGUGAAAUUCGGGAAAGAGAAUUACUUUUAUUUCAGAUUAUGAUCCGGUGAGUCACAAAAUCUGGCAAAUUCCGAAAUCCGGUAUAUUCCGGAUUCCGGAAUCCGGUUGUUCCGGAUACAUGUAAAUCCGGCGGAACCGGAUUUCACCGGAUAGUGCAAAAUCCGGCGGAACCGGAUUCCGGACUGGGGUCCGGCACACCCCUACUAUUAAGUGCUGUAAAAAUUAUUUUUAAAAAUAUUUCUUUCUGGUGUUAUUAAUAGGAUAAAUGUUUAUAAUUCUUAACAUUUCAUUUUUCAGUUUUAUGACUUGAUGGAGCUAUUCAGAACUGGUGGGGAGAUGCCUGACACAAAUUAUGUAUUUAUGGUGAGCUUUUAAUUUAAUUUCAAAAAUUUAUUUCACUAUAUAAAUGGUCAAAAAUGACUACUUUCCAAUUUAAUAAACAUAUGAGCAGUGUGAGCCAUGUAUUUUUUUUAUACUGUUUCAGUAAAAAGCAAAUUACCAAAUUCAUUUCUGAAUGACCUAGCAUCAGUACUACAAAUGUUCAUAUAAUUCAUAAUGUUCAUUAACAAGCUAGUCAUGAACUGAGGUUCUUGUGUAUGGUUUCCAUGGUUAAUUUGGAUUACCCUUUGGGAACUGCUAAUACUUGGACUAAAGAAGUGUUUAUUGUUGAAUUAAAUUAAUCCACGUACAUUAAUAUGUGAUAAUCCCAUUGAUCAUAUGCAGACCUGCCAAAUUUUUCGGAAUUAUACAGAUUUUUUACCCCUCGUUCCGACUUUCCGACAAACCCCUUGAAAUUCCAAUUUUUCGAACUUUAUAACUUUUCACCCUUCAUAAAAAUCUGCAGGUACGACAGGAAGUGUUGUGUUUGUUUUGACUAAGUGUCUACAUGUCCAGCAAGCGGAUGAAUAAGUGAAUAAAUUCUCGAGAUAUUUGUCCGGCUAGUGUUUAUUCGACCAAGUCACAUGACCACUGUAACAUAGUUGCGUGAGAUAUGUGUCGUCAGCCUUGUCAUGUGACCGCUAAUAGUCAAUCAGAGUUUAUGGUACUUCAUUUCAACAAAUUCAAGAUAGUCUGGGAAUUUACACAAAAAAGAAAUAAGUUCAAUCAUAAAAAAGAAAUGCUAGAACCAUAUAUAAUGAACUAUUGGUUAAAAAGUGACAAUGUUUUUUAUAAAGCUUGGCACGCACGCCGGAUAAAUAUCUCCCGCACUAUUUGUCUGGUCGCCUGAUGUGUAGGCACUGCCUUGUUUUCAUCGAAGCGAACUGCGACCUUCAAAUCAUUCUUCAAUCAUCAAUUGAUCCCCGAUCACGAUUCAUCCUUUUUACAAGGCUAAAAAAAUAAUUCCAACUUUUUUUUUUUUUGUUAAAGCUUUUCUUAAUUAAAUGGUUAAAUAUAUUGAAAGUGAUGGGUACAAUGAUAUUAAUAAACGUUGAAGGAAAUAUUUCUUUAGCCCUAGCCAACUCCGAUCGUUUUAAUUUUAAUGCCAGAAUCAAAAAAUGUUUCCAGACUUACAGAAUGCUAGAAGUAGAAGUAGAAGAUUGUAAAGAAAAAUUACAAUGAAACAAGGGCAAGCAUGAAAGUUUAUACUUUUUCUAACUUGCUUGUAACUAAAAUCAACUGCAAUGCUAACCUUCAGUUGUCCAAAGAGCUGUUGGAGAGUGCAAAAAGGCCACUAUCACUAGGGAUAUGCUGGAAUACUGAACUCUUACUAAGAGUCUUAGCAGCCUGUGUGUGUGUACAUAUGUAAAUAAAAUGGAUUGUCUGUUCUGUUCUGUAUAUAUCUGUGUAUAUAAACAUUUCCAGUAAUGUUUGCCACAUGUUCUGUGGUGUUCUAUGGACCCUUUAAAGACGAUGGAGGUAACUUUAUAUUUCUUUAUUUACUAAAAAAAAAGGCGUGUGCAUUAGUAUAUAGAUGUUAAACUAACACCCCCCCUCCCAUGGGGCGCCUCCCCGGGGGGCAGCGCCCAACUUCGCCCCUGCGUGCAACCCCCCUUCAGAUUUUUUUUUCUUGACAGGUUGGCAGGUCUGUCAUAUGUGUUGUUUCAAUUUUAUUAUAAAAAUCUCACUUGCUUUGUAUUGUUGACGAACUCAAGGUAGUUUGAAAUAUUUUCUAAUAAAAAGACAUGAUCUUAAGUAAUUUUAAUAUUCUUACAAUUUAUGGUCAUCUAUAUAUCAUCAUUUUCUUAAUCUGUAUGUAUUUGCUUUCUUCUCUCCUUAGGGUGAUUUUGUGGACAGAGGCUACUUCAGUUUAGAAACAUUCACACUCCUCCUCACACUCAAGGCCAAGUAAGUUAAAAUAAUUUCUAUUACUUGUUACAUUAUUUUUAAAAACAGUCUUUGAAAUCCCGACAUUAAUAUAAAAAAAAAUUUGAGAGUUUACAUAAGGUGAGUAGACAAAAUCUGAGAAUUUCAUUUUAUGAUAAACAAAGUAGAGGAAACCUUAGCAGGAUGGAUCUUGUUUUUUUUUUAAAUUUAUGUAUAUAGUUAACAAAUUAGUAGCAGUUUUGCAACUGUGAAAUAUAAAAAAUAAUAUAACUUCAGUGGAUAAAAAUGCAAUGUCUUGGCCUACCUAUAGUUACAGGACUUCCUCAAAUAAAUAGUAUCUCUAUAUCUUAAUGUUUUUUUAACUUAUAUUUUUUUCUAGGUGGCCGGACAAGAUAGUGUUAUUAAGAGGAAACCAUGAAAGUAGACAGAUCACACAGAUUUAUGGGUUUUAUGGUGAGUAUCCAUAUUGUUCUUUCAUUUGCUUCACUUGAGUUUACUGUUUGUAAAAAAAAAUUAUGCUUAUCAGUUAAUUAAGGCAAAUAAUUGGGGAAAAGAAAAAGCGGUAUAGGAAAGAUUUUUAUCAUAUCAUCUUAGGGACCAUCUAUAAAUGACAUCACGCAAAUUUUGCAGAUUUUUACCCCCGUCCCCCCAUUGCCACAAAAAGUUAGACCACUCCCCCCUCAAAUAUAACGUCACCCCCCCCCCACCCCCAUAAAAAGUCCCUGCGUCCACUACAAUCCUUUACAAACCCUUAAGAAGUUCCCCUCCCUUGGAUAUCAAAUUACUGCACCUCUGUGAGAAACAUUUCAUUUUAGCUAGAACAGUGGUUCUUAACCAGGGGUAAAAGUACCUCCCCAGCCCUGAGGUGUGGAAGACCAGAAAAUUGUAUUCAUUUGCGUAGCUGGGGGUAGCGGAACAUACCGGGUGACACCAUCUCAAGGGGCUACACCAAAUUGAAAAAUUGCGUAUUUACUGAGCACACACUGCUCGGUCUAACCGUAAUUCAUUAAAGGAUAACAGAUGACAAGUUUAAUUUUCCACCCAUGUAACCAACCAAAAUGCAUGUUUUAUUAAAAUUUCAAGGUUGAUGCGUAGACAAUUAGGUUACCUUAUUAUUAGGUCAGAAACACACUGUUUGACCAUUUUUCAACACCAAAUUAAGUGUUCUGUAACUUUUGUAAGUGACAGGAAGCUAUUUUUAUCUAAAUUCUUAUAAAUACAACUAUCCUUUGAUAACAAUGGGGGAUUCUAAGUUUCGUUGCAGUUCUUAAAUACAUUUACCUCUUGACCUGCAAUUAAUGUGAUUUUGUUCUUUUAUAUGUUAUACUGUGGACUAAGUUUAACAAGAAAAAUUACAUCGUGAAAGUCGAGGUGGGGGGGGGACACCACAAGCUUACCGGACAGGGUGAAAUAAACUCUAGCUACGCCACUGAUUGUAUUUGCUGCCAUAGCUAGAUGUUGCUGUUUUUUUUUAAAAUAAGUUUUUAUGCAAUUUGAUUAGCAGCAGUAAAUGUUUUUCUGGUGAAUUUUGUUGGAGCAUUGCUUGUAUUGGUAAUUUUUUCCAAUAUUUAUAGAAAGGUAAUUAAAGAAAUAAAACUGUGAUAACCAAAUUAUUAAAUUUUAACAUUUUUUUUUUUACAAUAUAGGGGGGGGGGGGGGGGUUGUGAGUGUUUAAAAGUUAAAACAGAGUCUGCAUGCAGUGCUGCAAAAAAAGGUUAAGAAUACCUGCCCUAGAGCAUUUACUAAGAUAAUUCCCUCCCCCCCUUACCUCAGUCAACCAUUUUCAUUCCACCCCACUUCAUGCGGUAGGCCCCUAGUCCUAAUUCUAUGACUCCCGUAUCCACAUUGAGCCAUAAAUUCUCGUCAUUGUAACUACAUUGUAAUUUUCCUCCCCGCUAGCGUGCUGUAACUUGAUCAUAGGCCAUUUUUCAGACCUCGCAUACGUGUACCUAUUCUCUCAGAGGUCCUACUUUAAAAAUAAAAUAAUUAUAAUUGUUGUAUAAAAAAAUAAUGUUUAAAAAGGUCUGUAACUUAAGGUUACUAAGUGCAUUCUGCUCUACAAUAUUCCGCUUUUUAUGUAACGUCACAUUGCUUGAGGCUCUCUCCCCCCCCCCCCCCCCCCGCCCCUAUUUAGCCGGGUGACGUCAUUUAUGGAUGGACCCUUACCUAAAAGAGCAUGAUUAUUUUAAUUUUUAACUUGGCUUUAGGUUUUAUAUAAAUAUUUUUUGGUCAUGUGUUAGCUGUUUUUGUUUUCCCCUAGAUGAGUGUCAGUCCAAAUAUGGGAAUGCCAAUGCCUGGAGAUACUGUUGUAGAGUCUUUGACCUCCUCACCAUAGCAGCGGUAAAUAAAUCAUGUCAUUUGAUACAUUACUGAUAAUACCCAAAUAUUGACCCAUCGAGGAGGCUGACUUUGAAUAUUUAAACAAUUAGUGGAGCUAAUUUAUGAUCUGUCUGCCACACAUUAAUAAAAAAAAUAUUUAAACAAUUUUGACCUGGAGUAAAUACCAUUGUAUGACUGGCAUCUUGUAUUAACUUAUGUUCAAACUACACAUAUGGCUUUUAGAAUCUUAGCAUAUUAUAUUGUAAAUAGAACAGCCUCUCUUAAUGUUACUGAAUAUGUGCAAAUAUUUAUUUUUAUUUCUUUAUUGUGUAGAUCAUUGAUGAAGUUAUCCUGUGUGUGCAUGGAGGUCUGUCACCAGAUAUUAAAACUAUUGACCAGAUCAGGACUAUAGAAAGGAACCAAGAAAUUCCACACAAAGGAGCAUUCUGUGGUAAGCAUUUUUAUAUAUUAAAUUUCACCACUUUUUUUUUGGUCAUGUAUAGUAUAAUUUGUCAAACUGCACAAUUCUUGUUUAUGAUAAACAGUUUUUUUUUUCAGUAAGAUAUAAUUAUUUAAAAUUGACCCUAAUAAUAGCACCUUUCUCCAUUUAAAAUUGACCACCAUGGCAUGCACCAUCCUACAUUUAAAAUGUACCAUCAUGGUAUGCACCAUCUUAUAUUUAAAAUUCACAAUCAUGGUAUGCACCAUGCUCCAUUUACAAUUGAUCAUCAUGGUAUGCACCAUCCUACAUUUAAAAUUUACCAUCAUUGAAUUGAAUUGAAUAUUUAUAUAGCUCUAGUAUCCAUGCUACUUUAGCAUGCUCACAGCGCUCUGAUGUUCUUAAAUCUCUUUAAAGAAAAUUUUCUUUAAAUGUUUCUUAAAUGAUUUUUUAUCAUUUUCAAUUUCCCUUAAAGAUUGGGGCAAACUUUUCCAUAAUUUUGUCGCUAUCGCUUCAAAGGAGCGCACUCCAUAUGACUUUUUUCUGUGUCCAUCCACACUGGGAACUCUCAGUGAGGACUGCAGUUUCUUUAAGGAUACAUGUUUAUAUCCCAGUGCAGAGCCUUCUAUACUGCUGUACGUAAGAGACAGAAUUUUGUGGUCAAUGCUCUCACUCAUGAGAAGCCAUUGGAGAUCUCUAAGAACUUGGGUGAUGUGGUCAAAUUUCUUAAUUCACGAUGCAGUGCACGCUGCAGUAUUUUGAACCUUCUGGAGUCUCUUAAUUUGGUUCUGAGGUAAACCCCACAAACAACUGUUAACAGUAAUCUAAUCUUGACUGGAUUAGAGUUACUGCUACGCCAUUGGCUGUUCUCUUAUUGAGUUGAGGACACAGCUGACCCAGGGCGCUCAUUUGACUGAAACAAGCCCUGACCACAGAACUGACAUUGAGAAUCAUUCUAAGUUUACUGUCAAUAUAAAAGUCAAGGUCUCUGACAGUGGAAGACAACAGGAUCUCAGAAUCACCAACUUUUAUUAUAUUGAUGCGAUGGCAACUUUCCGAAGAUCGGUGUCCGAACCACAAAUAAUUGCCUCAGUCUUAUCGUCAUUUAAUUUUAGUCUGUUUGAUGACAUCCAUUCUUUCACAACAAGUCAGUAGUCCUCGACAGCCUGAACAGCAGCAGCACACUCCAAAGAAUCAGGGCAGAAACACUUGUACAGUUCUGUGUCAUCCGCAAACAAUUUGCGGGAAAUACCAUGACUUUCAAUAAUUCUGCCGAGCUGGCUAGUGUACAUGUAGAACAGAAUAGGUGCUAAAGCUGAGCCCUGUGGCACUCCGCAGGUAACGAGUGUCCAUGGAAGAUGCUUGCUUCACUACAAUACGCUGAGUCCUGUCAGUCAGAUAAGAAGAAAACCAGCGAAGUGCCGUUACAGAGAUGCCUGCCUCAUUCAGAGGUCUUGAUAGAAGAAGCUCAUGGUCAAUCACAUCAAAAGCAGCACUGAGGUCCAACAGGACCAAUAGUAUCAGAUUGCCGCGGUCAGCACUAUGAAGAACAUCAUUCAUGACAGUGCUGUGUCAAGGUGGAUAUGCAGAUUGAAACUUAUCAAGCACGUCAUAAGUGCUAAGAAGCUGCACAAUCUGCUGUGACACAACUCUCACAAGAAUCUUAGAUAUAAAGGGCAGGUUGGAGACCGGGCAAAAAUUCUUGCAGUCAUUUGGUUCCAGGCCAUUUUUUUAAGCAGAGGCUUGAAGAGACGUGGGACUGCGGCAGACUGAAGGCUAAUAUUCACGAUGUUAACCAGUUCAGGAAGCAAGACUUCCAGACAGUCUAAAACAAUCUUGGUUGGGAUGGGGUCAACAAUAGAAGAUGUAGGUUUAGAUACCAUGAUUAUAUGUCGUCUUAACUUGUUCAUGGGAAACUGGGGAAAAUGUCACUAGAGGGUUGCCUUCAAAGACAUUCUCCUCUGCAGACCAAUCACAAAGUUCCCCAAAGCUCUUUCUGAUUGCUUCAAUUUUAAGUUUAACUGCAGCUUGCUGGCUUUCAUGUCAGGCAAAACAAGGGGUGCUGAUUUCUUCCCGAGAAGGUCGUUCACCCCAGAGAACAUCUUGCGAGAGUCAGUACCUAUUGCCUUAAAGAGAGAUUGAAAAGCUCAGACUUAGCGUGCUGGAUUUCUUGCACUUACAUGUUCCAUGCUGUCAGAAACAAUAGUUUUUACAUUUCAUGACCACGUCUCCAACACUUUUCACUUCACUAACUCAGUCCCAGAAAGACAAUUCCAAAAAGAAUUAAUAUCCAUCUUCUUUAAGUGGUAUGCACCAUCCUAUAUUUAAAAUUGACCAUCUUGGUGGACACUAUCCUCCAUUUAACUUUUCUCAUGGUGUUAUAACACCUUUUAACAAUAAAAUCAAUUUUAUUGAGGAGUUCCUAAAUUGUUUUUCAGAUUUAGUUUGGUCUGAUCCUGAAGAUGUAGAUUCUUGGGCCAUGAGCCCCCGAGGUGCUGGGUGGCUUUUUGGGUCAAAGGUUACUAAUGAGGUAGGUUUGUUUGAUCUAUCAAAAAUACAAUUCUUCUGUGAAUCUCAAACUUUUUCUUGCCUGCACAUCUCAACACAUCCAACAAUAAUUAUAUAGUACUUGUAAAUUCAAUUAUUUUUAACAAGUUUAAUUUGACUUAAUGAUUAAUGAUGGAAAAUGUUCAAUAUACUAUGUUUCAAAAUCUACUAUGAAACUUACACGAUAUAAACAAAUCUCAUUUACUCAAAAUUUCUAUCAUUGUCUUUAGAAAAUAAAAAACUCACACUUAGUUCAGCAUAAAAAAUAGUAAAAAGUAACCUUCAUUCUAACUCUCAUCUGUGCGUUGAUUUGACAGUUUGUGACACUCAACAGCUUGAAGUUGAUAUGCCGUGCUCAUCAACUUGUUAAUGAAGGUAAAUAUACUUAACUGUUGGUGCUGCUCCCAACCGUGUAUUGCUUGGUCCAGUCUCAUUUCUAUCUUUCUUGCAAUGGAAAAUUUCCUUAUGUUUAUAUAUCAUUGAUUCAUUUUUUGAGUGGCACCUACACAGACAUUUAAAACUGAUAUCUAUGAACCUUCCACUGUGCUGCAGCUUAUUUGUUAAAUUAAAAUAAAAUAAUCAAAUUCAAUGUCCAAACGAAAGUACCUAGCACUUCAUCUACUAUUUUGUCAUUUUAAAAAAAAUACAUUUAUCAUUUUAAAUCAGCUUCCUUGGCAGUAUAUUCAUUUUAAGAAAUACAAUCAUUAAUGAUUAGUGAUAUCAAAUGAUAUGUCACUUUUAAUUUAAUGCAGUGGCCAAAGAGCAGCAUGACUUUGGUUGUUGUUGUUUUUUUCUUUAGUCAUUUCUCCUUUCUUGAUAUUAAGACUCAUUUACGUUCUUUUUCUCCAGGUUACAAAUUUAUGUUUGAUGAGAAGCUCGUUACUGUCUGGUCAGCCCCCAACUACUGCUACCGGUGUGGCAACAUUGCCGCUGUUCUUGCGUUCACAGACCCCGACCACAGAGAGGCCAAGCUGUUUCGGGCUGUUCCUGACACUGAGCGAGUCAUCCCGCCGAGAAACCAGACACCUUACUUUUUAUAGAGUGUUCCUGUAUUUAUUGUAUUCUAAGCUAAAGGUAAUCAUGCUAAUCCAAAGUGUCAGUAUGAGGUUUUUGAAAAAUAGAAUGUAGAAUCCUUUCAUAAAUCUAUUUGAAAUUUAAAAUAUUGAUGAAUCAAAUUAAACCAAAUCCUUGAUAUAAAAUUGAAAACAGGUUAAAAUUUGUUGUUUUUUCCCCAUUUCUAUGGAGUUUUUAUGUUCUAGUUUUCCUAUAAAAGCUAAAAAAAACUUAUUUUGAAUGAUGUUAAUAUUCCUUCAAUGUUGAUAAAACUAUAAAGUUUAAUCAUGACAAUAACUAUGUACAGACAAAGAAUUAACUUUUUUUUUUUCUUUCCUCUCACAGUCAUGUCAUUUCUGAUAAUAUAUUAAAGUUCUGAGCUAAGAGAAGGUUUUAUAUAUGACCAGAAAGUUGAUACCAUUCUCACAUUCAUUAAGCAUUUUUUAGGUCCAGUCUCACUGAAAUUUAGACACUUCUUUCUGUAAAAUCAAGAAAUGUUCCCGUCGUCUUCCCUUGACACAAAAGUACAUUUUUAUACGAUCAAAUCUGAUGAUUUUUCCAAUAUUUUGUUUAAUGAUCGUUUCAAACAUAUUUAAAAGCAAUUUCCUUUGUCAUUUACAUGUACCAUUCACAGCACGUUCAAAUUAAAAUUAAUCUAGAUUGAAUGUAAUAAUAAAAUGUAUUUAAAGAAUGUUCAAAUUUUUAUCAGAGUAAUGGGGUCUUGAUUUGUCACGACAUGUAAUUCUCUCCCCUUUGUUUCCUAAUUUAUUUUAAAAAAUUCCUGAAGUGUUCCUUAUAUUAAUUUUCCCAGUCCUUGAAUGAGAACCGAUGGAAUUUAAAUUUUUUAGAAAAUCUGAACACUUAAGUACUACAUUUUCCCUUCAUUUGAACUUGUUUUGUUCAAACACACCGGGUCUAUUUUCAUGUUUCUUUUUUGUUAAUUACACCUAAUUUUUUUUUUUCUCUAUUGAAUAUUAAGUAGCUUAUGUUUUACCUGAUGAAUGUUGGCAGUGGUGUUGAAAGUUUGUAAUGGAAGUCAUUGAGUGAGGCUAACUUGUGAUGAGUAGGCUUGUAAAAAGGUUACUUAAUUAUGUUGUUACAUUCGAAUAGAAUUCUUUUACAUGUUCAGCUUAGAUGUUAAACCAAAUGAAUAAAUUGUUGAAUUAGAAAUGUAUUAGUUAAAUAAAAAAUUGUAUUUUUUGGUCACUUGAAAAAAGAGAUCAAAGACAAUCGCUUGUCAAAAAUCUUUAAAAUUUCUAGUGCAUUUUUAGCAUGGAAGAGUCAAGGUAGAAAUUAUGUAGAGACAAAAGUUGAAAGAACAAGAAAAUAAUUAUGUGUUUUUAGAAAAUGCCAUUUAAAAAUUAUUGACUUCACAAAUGUUUAUGCAAAAAUUACUAUAUUUCCCAGCAUAUAGGAUACUGCAGUAAAUAGGAUGCAUCCCCUUUUUAUAAACAUUUAAAAAUAUAAAAAAACGUAUACAUUUUUUUUAUUAAUUUCCAUUUUGUUCACAUUGAAUAAAUCCUAAUUUUAGAUGUCGGUGAUUCUGAAAUCUAUUUUUACUAAAGUUAUCCCUCUUUCAGUAAUGAAGCAAAUGACAUAUAUAUCACACACGUUAUCUGGACAGUGGAUAAAAAAAAUUACGUAAGUGAUUUAUUUGAAACAUAUGUAUAUUAUUAUUAAUAUCAACCAUAUGUUUUAGAUUGAUUGCAAUUAAAACUUCACUCAUAAUUUUGAUUACCGGGGUAGAAGAGGCACCCCAUAUUUUAGUCCUAUUUUGAGAAGAAAGUGUGUCAUAGUCCUACACGCCGGCAAAUACGGUAUAUUCUCAAUAGUGAAAACUUAAGAUAAUUUUUGUUUUUGUUUAAUGUAGUUCAAAGUUGAGCAAUGAGUGCAGUAUGAGUUACAUCCCACUGCCUCUAUGUGAACUUGUGUCAGGUGUCCAGUGUGAUCCUCAUCAUGUUACAGUUGCUUGUGUCAGAUGUUGGUUUUUUUGACAUACAUGAUAUUAACGAUGAUGAACAUAAACAAACAUUUUAAAAUACCUUGAAACAAGAAUAAAAAGCUCAUGAAGAGUUAACAUUGCCA
This is a messenger RNA of Lymnaea stagnalis (great pond snail), 13175 nucleotides long. NCBI's taxonomy places the organism in Eukaryota, Metazoa, Mollusca, Gastropoda, Lymnaeidae. The record is from the annotation of a GenBank genome assembly.